CUUAGUUCACACUCAUCAAAAAUAGAAACAAAAUACAAACUUUUUGCAACAAUUCAGUUUUCGAGUUAUCACCUUUCAAAAACAACGCCAAAGUAGUUGCCCCACUAACUCACAUUUUCCUUUAAAACAGUCAUUAACCAACAGCCAAAGUGAUUUUCCUAAAGCAAUACAUCGAAGACCUCCGCAAAAUCAUUGAGGAGAAAAUGUCACUAAAUCCUAACGGGUAUAAGCUAACCGAUAAAACGGGAAAGCUUACAGCAUAUGAUCUCUUGCCAACUACAGUCUCUGCUGGCACUGAGACGCGUGAAUUCCUAUUAAAAGUUAUUGAUGUGCUUUUGGAUUUUGUUAAAGCAACCAAUGAUCGCAAUGAGAAAGUCUUGGACUUUCAUCAUCCUGAAGAUAUGAAACGUCUUUUGGACUUAGAAGUACCAGAUCGAGCUGUGAACUUGCAACAAUUGAUAGAGGAUUGUGCUACAACACUUAAGUAUCAAGUAAAAACAGGACAUCCUCAUUUCUUUAAUCAAUUAUCAUGUGGCCUGGACGUUAUAUCCAUGGCUGGCGAGUGGCUGACUGCAACUGCUAAUACCAACAUGUUCACAUAUGAGAUUGCACCAGUUUUCAUUUUAAUGGAAAAUGUAGUGCUAAGUAAGAUGCGCGACAUCAUUGGCUGGCGCGGUGGUGACUCUAUAUUGGCACCUGGUGGUUCUAUAUCAAAUUUGUAUGCAUUUUUGGCGGCACGUCAUAAAAUGUUUCCCAAUUACAAGGAACACGGUGCUGCUGGCUUACCAGGACAAUUGGUAAUGUUCACUUCUGAUCAAUGCCAUUAUUCGGUUAAAUCGUGCGCAGCUGUCUGUGGUCUCGGCACAGAUCACUGCGUGAUGGUGCCAUCAGAUGAGCAUGGCAAGAUGAUAACUUCAGAACUGGAAAGGCUCAUAUUGGAACGCAAAGCUAAAGGACAUAUACCAUUCUUUGUUAAUGCAACUGCUGGCACAACUGUGCUUGGCGCAUUCGAUAAUUUGAAUGAAGUUGCCGAUAUUUGUCAAAAAUACAAUUGCUGGAUGCAUGUUGAUGCUGCAUGGGGUGGUGGACUAUUGUUAUCGCGGAAAUACCGUCAUCCUAGACUUUCAGGUGUUGAAAGAGCUGAUUCAGUUACUUGGAAUCCACAUAAAUUGAUGGGUGCCUUAUUGCAAUGCUCCACAAUACACUUCAAGGAAGAUGGUCUUUUGAUUAGUUGCAAUCAAAUGUCUGCUGAGUAUCUCUUCAUGACCGACAAACAAUACGACAUCAGCUAUGAUACUGGCGAUAAAGUCAUACAAUGUGGACGUCAUAAUGACAUUUUUAAAUUGUGGCUACAGUGGCGUUCUAAGGGAACCGAAGGAUUUGAACGCCAACAGGAUCGUUUAAUGGACUUGGCACAUUAUCAAGUUAGACGUAUCAAAGAACAAUCUGAUCGCUUCCAUUUGAUUUUGGAACCAGAAUGUGUUAAUGUCUCAUUUUGGUAUAUACCAAAGAGAUUGCGAGGUAUUCCACAUGACAGCAGAAAAGAAAAGGAGUUGGGAAAGAUCUGCCCUAUUAUUAAAGGACGCAUGAUGCAGAAAGGUAGUCUAAUGGUUGGCUAUCAGCCUGAUGAUCGUCGCCCCAAUUUCUUCCGAUCAAUCAUAUCAUCGGCAGCCGUUACCGAACAGGAUGUUGAUUUCAUGUUAGAUGAAAUUCAUCGCUUGGGUGAUGAUUUGUAAGAAGUCUGAAGAGCGCACAACGCAAUCUGCACUACGAAACUUAACUAACUUAACUUCAUUUUAUAAAUUUAAAUUUUAAUAGUUGUACUUUUUGGCCAUAGCAUCAACAUUGGCUAUUUACAAUUUAUGAUAUAAAUAAUGGUAUUAAAACGGUACAAGGUACAAGGUACAAGGUUUUGUGAGUAGCCAAUUGCAAUAUGUUCGAAUGAUCGAAAUUAGUAAAUUUUAAUUAGUUCAAUUAAUACAGAGAAGUAUAUAAAUGUAUAUAUGUCCUUAACUAUAUAUAUGCACAUAUAUAUAAAUGUACAUGUGUAUGUAUAUAUAGUAGAUACAAAACAUUAUUCAACCAAGAACUAUCUUUAAGGCAAAGCAUAUCAUAAAAAUUGCAUUAUAGCUACCAGCUAUAAUGCAAAUCAUCCAUUUACUAUGUUACUAUAUUCAUAAAUUUAUUUAUACAUAUAUAUAUAUAUAUAUGUUAUAUAUAAAAUACUAUAUAAAAUUAAAACCAAUGCUUGUAGAUAUAAAACAUAAAAGAGCAAUGAAGAAUAUAUAAAAAGAACUACAAGUGCGGCGAGUACAUACGUACCUAUUGCAUAUCUACCAAA
Messenger RNA from Teleopsis dalmanni, 2341 nucleotides. It is a transcript of the gene Gad1, whose product is annotated as glutamate decarboxylase. NCBI's taxonomy places the organism in Eukaryota, Metazoa, Arthropoda, Insecta, Diptera, Diopsidae. Gene Ontology annotation, cellular component: cytoplasm. The transcript has 8 exons. The record is from RefSeq and is a predicted model, not a curated record. Bases 204 to 1736 code for a protein of 510 amino acids. Gene Ontology annotation, biological process: carboxylic acid metabolic process. Gene Ontology annotation, molecular function: pyridoxal phosphate binding; carboxy-lyase activity.